This is a messenger RNA of Triticum turgidum subsp. durum (durum wheat), 1656 nucleotides long. The record is from the annotation of a GenBank genome assembly. Lineage: Eukaryota; Viridiplantae; Streptophyta; Magnoliopsida; Poales; Poaceae.
AUGGGCAACUGCUGCCGCUCCCCGGCGGCCGCGGCGCGGGAGGACGUCUCGUCGUCGCACUUCCCCGCCUCCGCCGGGAAGAGGAAGCCCCACCAGGCGCGCAACGGCGGCGGCGGCGGCGCGGGGGGAGGCGGGGGCGGGGGCGGCGCCGGCGCCGGCGGGGAGAAGAAGCGGCUGUCGGUGCUCGGCGAGGAGGGCCGCGACGUGAGCGGCGGGAUCGACGGCAAGUACGCGCUGGACCGGGAGCUGGGGCGCGGCGAGUUCGGGGUCACGUACCUGUGCAUGGACCGGGGAUCCAAGGAGCUGCUCGCCUGCAAGUCCAUCUCCAAGCGCAAGCUGCGCACGCCCGUCGACGUGGAGGACGUGCGCCGGGAGGUGGCCAUCAUGCGCCACCUGCCCCGCAGCGCCAGCAUCGUCACGCUGCGGGAGGCCUGCGAGGACGACGGCGCCGUGCACCUCGUCAUGGAGCUCUGCGAGGGCGGGGAGCUCUUCGACCGCAUCGUCGCGCGGGGCCACUACACGGAGCGCGCCGCCGCCGCCGUCACGCGCACCAUCGUCGAGGUCGUGCAGCUCUGCCACCACCACGGCGUCAUCCACCGCGACCUCAAGCCAGAGAACUUCCUCUUCGCCAACAAGAAGGAGAACUCCCCGCUCAAGGCCAUCGACUUCGGCCUCUCCAUCUUCUUCAAGCCCGGUGAGAAGUUCUCUGAAAUUGUGGGAAGUCCCUACUAUAUGGCUCCUGAAGUGCUGAAGAGAAACUAUGGACCUGAAAUAGACAUUUGGAGUGCUGGCGUUAUCUUGUAUAUAUUGUUAUGCGGUGUUCCUCCAUUUUGGGCUGAGACUGAACAAGGAGUGGCACAAGCUAUCCUUCGGGGAAAUAUAGAUUUUAAGAGAGAACCCUGGCCCCAUGUUUCUGAUAAUGCUAAAGAUCUAGUUCGGCAGAUGCUUCAGCCUGACCCGAAAAUCAGGCUAACGGCAAAGCAAGUUCUUGAGCAUACAUGGCUUCAAAAUGCCAAGAAAGCUCCAAAUGUUCCUCUUGGAGACAUUGUAAAGUCAAGGCUGAAGCAGUUUUCAAGGAUGAACAGAUUCAAAAGAAGAGCUUUAAGGGUCAUUGCUGACCACUUGUCGGCUGAAGAAGUUGAGGACAUAAAGGAGAUGUUCAAAGUGAUGGAUACUGAUAAUGACGGUAUAGUCUCAUAUGAAGAGUUGAAGAGCGGGAUCGCAAAAUUUGGUUCUCACCUUGCAGAAUCUGAAGUGCAAAUGUUAAUAGAAGCUGUGGAUACAAAUGGUAGAGGAGCACUAGAUUAUGGUGAAUUUUUGGCUGUCUCACUUCAUCUACAAAGGAUGGCAAAUGAUGAGCACCUUCGGCGGGCCUUCCUGUUUUUCGACAAGGAUGGCGAUGGUUUUAUUGAGCCUGAGGAGCUUCAGGAGGCCCUGGCGGAGGAUGGGGCGGUAGAUAUCACGGAAGUGGUGAAGGACAUAUUGCAAGAAGUUGACACCGACAAGGAUGGCAAAAUUAGCUUUGAAGAGUUUGUAGCAAUGAUGAAAACCGGCACGGACUGGCGAAAGGCUUCGCGGCAUUAUUCGAGAGGACGUUUCAAUAGCCUAAGCAUAAGGCUUAUCAAGGAUGGAUCUGUAAAGAUGGGAAAUGAGUGA